AUGGCUUCUGCAGUUUGUGAAAUUGUUUGGUUGGUACAAUUGUUGACAGAACUUGGUUAUCCUCCUUUGUCUCCGGUUUCCUUGUUUUGUGAUAACCAGUCGGCCUUGCACAUUGCUUCGAAUCCAAUAUUCCAUGAACGCACUAAGCAUAUUGAUAUAGACUGCCAUAUUGUCCGAGAGAAACUGCAGGCUGGUCUUAUUCAAACUCACUAUGUUCCCAACAGUGAUCAAAAGGCAGACAUAUUUACUAAAGCACUUGGCAGUCAGCUCCAUCAUCACCUCUUAUCCAAGUGGCAGGUUUCCUCUACAUUUGGUUCUGGUUAUGGUGAUUUUGUUCGUUGUGCAUCAAACAUUAUAACGUGCAUAGAGGAGGAGAGAGAAGCGCUGCUUGCUUUGAAGCAAGGCCUGGUAGAUGAACGUGGCUAUCUCUCGUCAUGGGGAAGUGAAGAUGUUAAAAUAAAUUGUUGUAACUGGAGAGGAGUUCAGUGCAACAACCGAACUGGCCUUAUAAACAAGCUUGAUCUUAAUGUAUUGCUCGACGAGUACUCCUAUCCCUUCCAGGGUUUGAGAGGUACAAUUAGCUCUUCUUUGCUUAAAUUGCAUGAUUUAAGUUAUUUAGACUUCAGUUUCAAUAAUUUUGGUGGAAGCCAAAUCCCUAAGUUCAUUGGUUCCCUCAGCAAAUUGACUCACCUUAGUCUCUCUGAUAGUAAUUUUAGUGGACUAAUUCCUUGCCAGCUUGGAAAUCUUUCAACUUUGCAAUUUCUGGACCUUGGCGUUAAUUUUGGUUUAUCCAUUGGAAACCUUGAGUGGCUUUCUCACCUUUCUUCUUUGAGUUAUCUUGACCUGACUCAUAACAACCUUAGUAAAUCCAGUGAUUGGUUUAAGGUAGUUAACAAGCUCCCUUCCCCAAGAACCUUGAUUCUACAGCAUUGUAAUCUUCCACCGAUCAUUUCUUCCCCUCUGUCACUUGUCAAUUCUACAUCUCUUCUGCACCUCGAUCUCCGUUCCAACAGUCUCACUUCCUCAAUGUAUCCCUGGUUGUUCAACGUUAGUAAUAAUCUUGAUUAUCUUGACCUUAGCUCCAACCAAUUACAAGGUUCCAUUCCAGACGCUUUUGGGCGCAUCACUUCGCUAACAGAUCUCUUUCUUUUUUAUAAUCACCUUGAAGGUGGAAUUCCAGAAUCCUUUGGGAAUAUGUGUCGCUUACUUUCAUUAGAUCUGGGUUAUAAUAAUCUUGGAGGAAAACUCUCGAAGUCUAUUCGAAACUUAAUUGGUGGGUGUACUGAAGGCACUCUGGAGGACUUGUACUUAAAUGACAAUAAAUUCAUAGGUUCAGUGACUGAUCUUUCAAGAUUUAAGUCCUUAAAAAGGCCUCAUUUCCCAAAAUGGCUCCAAACUCAAAAACAUCCUGAUGUUCUGGAUAUUUCCAAUGCUGGAAUCUCUGAUAGUUUACCUGAAUGGUUUUGGGAUCUAUCCUCAAAAUUACGUGAAUUAAAUCUCUCUCACAAUCAUUUUGAGGGUCCAAUUCCAGCACUUCCUUCACAUAUAUCUUAUGUGAAUCUGUCCAAAAAUAAGUUUUCGGGAACGAUUUCUUCCUUAUGUUUCACCUUUGAGAGUUUGCAUCAUAUUGACCUCUCCAGUGACAUGCUAUCUGGAAGGGUUCCAAAUUGCUGGAAGCAAUUCAAUGACUUAACCAUAGUUAAUUUUGCAAACAACAACUUCCUCGGGAAAAUUCCAGACACGAUGGGCGCCCUAAGUAAUCUUCAAAGCUUGAGUUUACGCAAUAAUAGAUUCUUUGGAGAAUUGCCUUCGUCUUUGAAGAAUUGUAAAAAACUAAAAGUUCUAGAUUUAGAAAAGAACGCAUUAUUAGGAAGGAUACCAGAGUGCAUAGGGGAAAGCCUGCAAGAUUUAAUUGUUCUUAGUCUGAAAUCCAACAGAUUUUCUGGAAAUAUUUCACUCCAGUUAUUCCAUCUGGCAAAUAUUCAAGUCUUGGACCUUUCUUUAAACAAUAUUUCAGGAACUAUACCAAAAUGUUUCAACAAUUUUUCUGCAAUGACUUAUGAAGGGAGUAUCAGUACCACCCUCACCACCGACUAUUUCCUCGAUGGAAGUCUAUAUGUGUACCAGAGACGAGAGUAUUUUGACAAUGCAGUGUUGACAUGGAAAGGAAGUAAAUUCGAGUUCAAGAAUACUCUAGGAUUGGUAAAGAUGCUUGACCUUUCAAGCAAUAUACUAAGCGGAGAAGUUUCUGGAGAAAUUAUGAGUCUUACAGGAUUGGUUGCCUUAAACAUUUCUAAAAACAAUUUGAGUGGAGAAAUCACUUUGAAAAUUGGUGAUUUAAAAUCAUUGGAUUUCCUUGAUUUAUCAAGAAAUCAGUUUUCUGGUCAAAUUCCUCCAACCCUUUCACUAAUAAGUGGUCUUGGUUUCCUUGACCUUUCAAAUAACAACUUGUCAGGCAGAAUACCAUCAGGCACCCAACUCCAAAGCUUCAAUUCCUCGAUGUAUGGGGGGAAUCCCGGUUUAUGUGGGUUGCCACUUCCAACUAAGUGUCCAGGUGAUGAACCAUGUCAAGGUCCUGCCACUAAUAAUGGAGGAAAAGAGGGCACAGACGCUCCAAAAGAUGACCUAUGGUUUUAUUUGAGUUCGAUAAUUGGUUUUGUAGUAGGGUUUUGGGGAGUCUGCGGGACUUUAUUGUUCAAAGCUUCGUAG
Pistacia vera is the source of this 2709-nucleotide messenger RNA. Its product is annotated as receptor-like protein EIX2. Bases 1 to 2709 code for a protein of 902 amino acids. The transcript has 3 exons. Gene Ontology annotation, molecular function: protein binding. The record is from RefSeq and is a predicted model, not a curated record. Lineage: Eukaryota; Viridiplantae; Streptophyta; Magnoliopsida; Sapindales; Anacardiaceae.